Messenger RNA from Acanthoscelides obtectus, 456 nucleotides. NCBI's taxonomy places the organism in Eukaryota, Metazoa, Arthropoda, Insecta, Coleoptera, Chrysomelidae. The record is from the annotation of a GenBank genome assembly.
AUGAUGUGUGACUGCAUAACACCAACAGUCAAACAUGGAGGAGGUUCUGUCAUGGUUUGGGGAGGGUUUUCAUUCAAUGGAAGUCAAAGGAAUUUCGGAAAAAAAAAACAGUACCACAGCAUUCUCGUUCAUAAAGUUGUGCCAGCUGGAACGCAACUCAUAGGCAAAGGCUUCGAUUUCCAACAGGAUAAUGAUCCUAAGCAUACUUCGACACUUUGCCAAGAUUAUCUCAAGAAGAAAGAAGACGUUGGUACCCUGAAAAUUAUGACUUGGCUGCCUCAAUCCCCUGACUUGAACCCCAUCGAAUUACAAGAGGUUGACUGUCAAGUAAGAAAACGCCUUCCAACAUCGCAGGAAAACUUGUGGACAAUUUUGAAAGAAAAUCUUAACAACAGAAUUCCUCGCAUCGUGACAGCCGUACUGAAGGCAAAAGGCGGGAAAAGUUGUCAUAUGUGA